AUGUCAAAUACCGACUUCCUGGGACGAGCAAUAGACGUCGUAAAAAAAGCAAUCGAAGCCGACACAGCAGCCGAAUAUGAUAAAGCCUACCAGCUCUACUACCAAUCUCUAGAACUCUUCAUGCUAGCCCUAAAAUGGGAGAAGAACGCAAAGUCCAAGGAGAUGAUAAGAACCAAAGCUGCCGAAUACAUGGAGCGCGCCGAGAAAUUAAAAGUGCAUCUUGAAGGGGACGCCGCGAAGAAGAAACCGGGGAUGGUGGGCGCGAAUGGGACGGCGGCGGCGGGGGGCGCGAAGGGGAAGGAGGAUGCGGGUGGGGAGCAGGACGCGGAUAGUAAGAAGUUGAGGAGUGCGCUGGCGGGUGCGAUUCUGCAGGAUAAACCUAAUAUUCGGUGGGAGGACGUUGCGGGGUUGGAACAGGCCAAGGAGGCCUUGAAGGAGGCUGUUGUUCUGCCUAUAAAAUUCCCCCAUCUGUUUACGGGGAAGAGACAGCCGUGGAAGGGCAUUUUGUUAUAUGGACCUCCUGGGACGGGGAAGAGUUAUUUGGCGAAGGCGGUGGCUACGGAGGCCAACAGUACAUUUUUCAGUGUCAGUAGUUCAGAUUUGGUCAGUAAGUGGAUGGGAGAGUCUGAAAGGUUAGUUGAUAUCUACAAUUCCUUACAUACAUACAAUCAUACUUACAUUCUCACAGAUUAGUCAAACAACUAUUUGCCAUGGCCAGAGAGAACAAGCCCUCAAUCAUUUUCAUAGACGAAAUUGAUGCUCUCUGUGGUCCUCGAGGCGAAGGAGAAUCUGAAGCAUCACGACGUAUCAAGACCGAAAUGCUCGUCCAAAUGGACGGAGUAGGACGAGACAGUAAAGGCGUCCUAGUCCUAGGCGCAACCAACAUUCCCUGGCAACUAGACGCCGCCAUCCGUCGUCGUUUCCAGCGUCGUGUACACAUCUCACUCCCCGACGCCGCAGCUCGAACAACCAUGUUUGAAAUAUCCGUCGGUACUACCCCAUGUGAUCUCACGAAAGCGGACUUCAAGAAAUUAGGUGAGCUGAGUGAAGGGUAUUCGGGGAGUGAUAUCACGAUUGCAGUGCAGGAUGCUCUGAUGCAACCCGUGCGGUUAAUCCAAAUGGCAACCCAUUACAAAAAGGCACGUCUCCUCACCAUCCAUAAACCCUAACCCCAAUCUCCCUUCCCUCACUAACAGCCUAGCCACAGGUCCAAGUCGACGGUUCAGAAAAACUUACACCCUGCUCUCCCGGCGACGCAGGAGCCAUCGAAAUGAACUGGACCGAAGUCGACGCUGACAAACUCCUCGAACCACCUUUAACCCUGAGGGACUUUGAGAAGGCAGUGAAAGGCGCACGGCCAACCGUGUCCCAGGAGGAUAUUAAGAGGAGUAAGGAGUGGACCGAGGAGUUUGGUAGUGAGGGCUCGUUAUGA
Hymenoscyphus albidus is the source of this 1432-nucleotide messenger RNA. Lineage: Eukaryota; Fungi; Ascomycota; Leotiomycetes; Helotiales; Helotiaceae. The record is from the annotation of a GenBank genome assembly.